Molecule: messenger RNA, 1974 nt
Organism: Adineta ricciae
Lineage: Eukaryota; Metazoa; Rotifera; Eurotatoria; Adinetida; Adinetidae
Source: the annotation of a GenBank genome assembly
AUGAGUCGCUAUUAUCUAUUAUUGAUUUACUUCAUUAUUACAAUAACACAAAAAAUUGUUCAAAGUGAUCCAGAUAUUCGAGAAUCAUCAUUUUAUUUAUCUCAGAUAGGUUUAGAAUUUUUACCUUCUAAUGAACAAGCUCUUUUUCUCGUUAAUAAUACUGCUAGUUCUACUAUCACAUGUGCUCAAAAAUGUGUGACAACUAAAUAUUGUCGUACAUUUAAUUAUGAUAUUCAAACAAAAUAUUGUCGUCUUUAUCAAGGUGAUGUAGAUACGACAGGAUUAAUUAUUUCAUCAUCAUCAUCAUCUCAAUCAUUAUAUGGAUCAGUUCAAUUAAAUAUAAAAGAUUUUCUUAAUUAUGGUUAUGCAUGUUCAAUGUGUGAUAAUAAUCGAUAUAUGAAAUGUAUUAAUAAUAGUUGUCAAUGUGAAAUGAAUACAUAUUAUGAUGGAUCAAUAUGCCGAAGUCAAAAAUUAGACGGAGCUUCAUGUCAAAAUAAUAUUGAAUGUCGUAAUGAUCUUAAUCUAAAAUGUUUAAUGAAUAUCAAAUGUGGAUAUAAUUAUAUGUUGAAUUAUACAACUAGUACUACAGCUAGCAGUUCUUCUAGUAGCACAUCAUCAACAACAACCACUACUACAACCAGAAUGUCAUGUAAUUCUUCGUGUACAAAUCAAACAUGGAGUUCAACAACUAAUUGUUUAGCUCAAUGGUUAUUUGAUGGAAAUUAUCGUGAUCAAAUGAAUAAUUAUAAUGCUACACCAAACAACGCUAUGUCAUUUACUACCAGUGGUUAUAUAAGACAAGCUCUUGUAUUUGCUAAUAACUCAAAUCCAAUGCUUAAUGUACCAUACAUUCCACUUUUAUCAACUAGCUUUACUAUUGAUAUGUGGCUUUAUGUUACUGGAUUUUCAAAUAUGGGUGAUCACGGUUUAUUUGGUCUUUGUUCAGCAUCUAAUAAUGAUCAAUGUUUGCAUUUUACAAUUAGGCGAAAUAAUAUCAGCUAUUAUGUUCUGAAACUCGGUUUUUAUGGUGAUGACUGUUUAGGCGUUAUACCAGUAACAUUAAAUACAUGGAUACAUGCCGCAUUUGUGUAUGAUCGGUCAACGUCAAUACAGAUGAUUUACUUCAAUGGAGUACUAGAUAAUACACGCACGCCAUCUUCCACUCUUACAGGGACCGCAACUGGUAUUACAAUAGGAUAUAUACCAGUAGCGGCAAGCCGGAGUUCAGACUUGAAUUAUUUUCAGGGUUAUAUGGAUCAAAUGACGGUGUCAAAUCGAGUUAAAUCAUCAUGUGAAAUACUUGAAAUAGCAACAUUAGUUGCUUAUUUUACUUUUGAUAAUGGAUUAUUUCUUAAUGAUUCGGGUCCGAAUUCAUUAAAUACAGCAAUAACACAAUCAACAUCGUCGAUUUCAACUGGUCGAUACUCAGAAGCUAUUUCAUUUGAUGGUUCAUAUUCCUCCUACUUUCAAGCAUAUGGUUUUACAGCACUUGGAAAAUCAAAUAAACCGUUUUCGAUUUCUCUCUGGAUUCGACCAAUUUCUCUCCAAGGUGUUCUUGUUCAUGUAUCAUCGAAUAUAACAGGAGGUGGAUGGUGUCUGUCAUUUCUUGCAUUUACUUCUAAUAAUUCUAUAACUGCCCAAAUUUAUAAUGGUAGUAGUGUUACAUUUAUUGUUGAUCCAACAAAAUCUGUUUCCAUAUCAGUUUGGUCGCAUAUUGUUCAGACAUGGAGCUCAAGCAAUGGUAUUCGUCUCUAUAUAAAUAAUAUUCUUGUUGCAUCAAGUCUUAGUUCAGCAAUAACUUACGUGGCAAGCGAAAGUAUUAAUUAUAUAACGUUAGGUAAUAAUUUAAAUCCUCCAUCUUCAUGUUUAACGGGUCAAGAAAAUACAAUGCCUUAUAAAGGUGAUAUGGAUGAUUUUCGUAUUUAUAGUCGAGAAUUAUCGGCUAAUGACGUUUGUACAUUAUAUAGUCGUUGA